AUGACUGAACAACAUCUGUUAUUAUCGCAGCUUGGACCAACUCUUACCCAAGAGCACAGCCUUGCUCUUGUCCAGAUCUUCAUCAAUACCUCCCUGGCAUGCAUUGCACAUACCCGUGAACUCAUUCCAUGGACAUCACCCUGCUUUCGAGCUCGCUACAUCGAGCAGAUUAACACAGUGGUCGCUGCUGAUGCCCGCAACUCGUAUUCGGCUUUCAAGGCUCUUGACAGCAACGCCACUAGUGGUGGGCAGGAAAUCAGAAUCCUCGUCCGGGGAGCUCAUAAAAGAGCCGACCAGCUGCUUGAGUUGUUGGAGGACGGUAUCUUCGAGGCCCUGCAACACAGAUAUCUUGACGCUUUUCAGGUGUUCGUGACCGAUGCUAAUGACUCUCACAAUGUUCUUGAAACGUACUCUUUCGCCUUUGAGUAUACCCAAGAUCGCAUACGCAGUGUUCAUAUGUCGUCAAUGAGUCCUGCAGUGGUACUAGAGGACUUUCAGCACAGUUUCAAAGCGUUCAUCCGCAGUCUGCUGCGCAUCCUAAAAUUCCUCCCACGUCUCCCAGCACAUCGACGAUUAGGAAUGAGUCUUACUUACAACGACAGUUGUCCUCACGCCUAUCACCCUCCAGGUUUCGUCGACCAAGCAGAAUUCUCAGGCAAGGCCGGCGGAAAACUCUGUGACAUGUUGUGGAAGAGUCCCGGGGAUCUAGUCAGUGAAUUGCAAAUUGGUCAUCAACACAUUGCUGUGAGCGUUCACCCUUUCGGCGCCCACGAGCCGUCUGCCUCCAUUGACCCACAAGACAUCGCAAUAAGCAAGCAUUUGCAAGCUAUGCAGAAGACGUCCUCACAACACACCACGGCUUUUGUCUCUACCUUGCAAGAGUCCAGACCUAGGCGCAAACGCAAUAUCGAAGUGACUCACCCAGUCAAGAGAAUGAAAUUGCAUGAUACGCCUCGACGCCAGGAACGAGGGGCUCGACAAGGGCCUUUGCCACAGAAGCAUAUCGAAGUAACAGAUUCCUUAGAGCAAAGUGUCUCGAAAAAAGAUACAGAUAAGACGGGUUUAUCACCCGAAAUGGAUCAUGACAGAGGCUUGCAACAAGAAACAACAGAUGGCCAUGGAGUCCUAAAUGCCUGCUCGAACUCAGAAUCUCUUGGAACAACUCACUCACUUCGCCGGAAGAUCAGCAUCUCACGAAUCCUCAUCAAUAUUGACCGCUCAUCAUCUGUCGAGAGCGAAAGUGUCGAACAACCCCUCCAGUCGAGCGGAGGUAUCGACUAUAGUAGCGACACUGAUACAACUUCGACGGCCACGGAUGACUGA
Molecule: messenger RNA, 1323 nt
Organism: Exophiala spinifera
Lineage: Eukaryota; Fungi; Ascomycota; Eurotiomycetes; Chaetothyriales; Herpotrichiellaceae
Exons: 3
Coding region: 1-1323 (440 amino acids)
Biological process (GO): synaptonemal complex assembly; meiotic recombination checkpoint signaling
Cellular component (GO): nucleus
Source: RefSeq, a predicted model, not a curated record